GGUGAGGAAUCAGAAAGGUAAAAAUUGUAUCUAAUUAUGAGAUUCCUUAAAUUUGAAUUAGCCAUAUGGAAGUAAGAAAAGUGGAAAACCACCAUUACAGAACAAUGAGAAAGAGGGGAAAAAAGAGCGAGCUGUGGUGGACAAGGUGUUUUUAUCAAGGCUUACACAGAUUCUGAAAAUCUUGGUCCCUCGAACAUUCUGUAAAGAGACAGGUUACUUGAUACUUAUUGCUGUUAUGCUGGUGUCUCGAACAUAUUGUGAUGUUUGGAUGAUCCAAAAUGGGACACUCAUUGAAAGUGGUAUCAUUGGUCGUAGCAGAAAAGAUUUCAAGAGAUACUUAUUCAACUUCAUCGCUGCCAUGCCUCUCAUCUCUCUGGUUAAUAACUUCUUGAAGUAUGGGCUAAAUGAACUUAAACUGUGCUUCCGAGUAAGGCUCACUAAAUACCUCUAUGAGGAGUAUCUUCAAGCCUUCACAUAUUAUAAAAUGGGAAAUCUGGACAACAGAAUAGCUAAUCCAGACCAGCUGCUUACACAAGAUGUAGAAAAAUUUUGUAACAGUGUAGUUGAUCUGUAUUCAAAUCUUAGUAAGCCAUUUUUAGACAUAGUUUUGUAUAUCUUUAAGUUAACGAGUGCAAUUGGAGCUCAGGGCCCAGCAAGCAUGAUGGCCUACUUGGUUGUUUCUGGGUUGUUCCUAACUCGACUUAGAAGACCUAUUGGUAAGAUGACAAUAACUGAACAGAAGUAUGAAGGAGAAUAUAGAUACGUUAAUUCCCGGCUCAUCACAAAUAGUGAAGAAAUUGCCUUUUACAAUGGGAAUAAAAGAGAAAAGCAGACAAUCCAUUCAGUCUUCCGAAAACUGGUGGAACACCUACAUAAUUUCAUUUUGUUUCGGUUCUCUAUGGGCUUCAUUGAUAGCAUAAUUGCCAAAUACCUUGCCACUGUAGUGGGUUACCUGGUUGUCAGCCGUCCUUUCUUAGAUUUGUCUCAUCCUCGACAUCUCAAAAGUUCACAUUCAGAACUUUUGGAGGAUUACUACCAGAGUGGAAGAAUGCUUUUGCGAAUGUCUCAAGCCCUGGGUCGAAUAGUUCUGGCUGGGCGUGAAAUGACUAGAUUGGCUGGUUUUACUGCUCGGAUUACAGAAUUAAUGCAAGUACUGAAGGAUUUAAAUCACGGCAAGUACGAGCGCACGAUGGUCUCAACCCAGGAGAAGGGUGUUGAAGGUGUACAAGUCAUUCCCUUGAUACCUGGUGCGGGAGAAGUCAUUAAUGCAGAUAACAUUAUAAAGUUUGAUCAUGUUCCUUUAGCUACACCAAAUGGAGAUGUUUUGAUCCGAGACCUUAAUUUCGAAGUUCGAUCUGGCGCCAAUGUUUUAAUUUGUGGUCCAAAUGGCUGUGGAAAGAGUUCACUUUUCCGUGUUCUUGGUGAAUUAUGGCCUCUUUUUGGAGGACGUCUAACUAAACCUGAGAGAGGAAAGUUAUUUUAUGUUCCUCAGAGACCUUAUAUGACCCUUGGAACACUUCGGGACCAAGUGAUCUAUCCUGAUGGACGGGAAGAUCAGAAAAAGAAGGGGAUAUCUGACCUGGUACUGAAGGAAUACUUAGACAAUGUCCAGUUGGGUCAUAUCUUUGAACGUGAAGGAGGCUGGGACAGUGUUCAGGACUGGAUGGACGUACUUAGUGGAGGAGAAAAGCAAAGAAUGGCGAUGGCAAGGCUGUUUUACCAUAAACCCCAGUUCGCCAUCUUGGAUGAGUGCACGAGUGCGGUCAGUGUGGAUGUGGAGGGCUACAUUUACAGCCACUGCAGAAAGGUUGGCAUCACCCUCUUUACUGUGUCACAUAGAAAAUCUCUUUGGAAGCACCAUGAGUACUACCUGCAUAUGGAUGGCCGAGGCAAUUAUGAAUUCAAACAGAUAACAGAAGAUACAGUUGAGUUUGGCUCUUAGAGAACUCUGGAGAACUGUACCUGCUUCAAUGAAAUCAUAACAGAGUACACUUAGAAAUACAAAGUACAUUGUCAAAUAAAGUGGAGCUUGUUUUUUUAAAAACAAAGCAACAAAUUAACUAGAUUUAGAAUAAUCAAGAACAAGUUGUUAAAACAUUUAAUAUUAUAUAGGAUAUUGCUAAUUGUGUAUAUGUUGGUUUAAUUAUUAAUAUGUACUAAGAAUGUCCUUAUUCUUGUGGUUGAAAACCUGCCUAAAUUAAAUUGGGCUUAAAUCAGUGUAACCUGAUUCAUCCUGGGAUGUAAACCAUUUGAAGUCAGCUAAUUUGACUUUUAUGGCUCUAUCUUUUCCUUCAAGGAAGAACCCUCUUUAAAACUGGGGUCAUCAUUUGUCCUGUUCUAACAAGAGAGUCUUGAGUUUCAUCUUCCUGUGCCACUUGGAGUGGGAAACAAGCCGUAAUGUAUUGUUAAAAUGUGUAACAUCACUGCAUAAUAGCAUUUAUUAUGCAGGUUUCUUUAGCUGCCAGUUACACUCAUUCCUUGUAUAUGUCUUGGAGUGCACUUGACUCCAGGAAAGCCAUUUGGAUUUUCUUUAGCUACAUGAUAAAUGUGCCCCUCUCCAUCUGCAGUAUUGUGUUCAAGGGUUCUUUGUGAUGGUGUAACAAAAGUAUAAGUACAGUCUUUCUAACAUCGGGGGGUAACUACAUGUCACACCAAAUCUUCCCAAUGUUUGGGAUAUUAAAACACAAAGCCCUUACAUGUCAGGCUUGAGGUCUUAUGAGAGUUUUAGAUUUUUUAAAGAAUUGGGCAGAUGUGUGCCUAUUAGCAGUAUAGUGGCGAUUUGGUGUCAAACUCCAGGUGAGCCAUAGGAAUACACUACAUGAAGUAGUACACGGAGCAUGCAGUGCCAUCACUGUCUCUGACAGUGAUUUUAUGUUUUAAAAAAUAAGCUGUAAAAUUAUGUACAAGGAUGAAUUAUGUUUCCCGGGCACUGGCUUAUCUCUGAAUAUUGAAUAACUUUCUAAUAUUUGGGUUAGAGAAAAUGAUUUCCGCUCACCAGACCACCUUUAAUGACUAAAUGUAUUAUUUGCACAGGGAGAACUGAAACUGAAUAUCAUUGGUAAGCUAGAUAUGAAUUCAGUUUUAUCAAACUGGGCUUCAGAAAGGGCAUUUUAUAUUCUUGUUUCUGCACAACUGGUUUUGUUUUUUUGCAGAAUUAACUGUAACAAUCACCGGCUAUCGAAGUAAAUUUGAUCUACUGAUUCCAUAAUACAUAGCAUUCAAUUUUUACCACUUCUCUGUAGCAAACUUGUAUACCUAUUUUCUGUUCAGAUUAAAAAAAAAUCAGAUAUCCUAUACAGUCUUUGCUUGUUCUUUUUUGUUCUGGAAUUUAAAUACUGAGUAGUUCAGUCUUGACCUGAAAACAUACAUAGUUUAGUCUUGAGUUGAAAAACACAAAAAUAAAUCCAGAAAACACUUUUA
Molecule: messenger RNA, 3420 nt
Organism: Carlito syrichta (Philippine tarsier)
Lineage: Eukaryota; Metazoa; Chordata; Mammalia; Primates; Tarsiidae
Gene: ABCD3
Product: ATP binding cassette subfamily D member 3
Exons: 23
Coding region: 236-1942 (568 amino acids)
Biological process (GO): fatty acid beta-oxidation; long-chain fatty acid import into peroxisome; peroxisome organization
Cellular component (GO): peroxisomal membrane; peroxisome
Molecular function (GO): ABC-type transporter activity; long-chain fatty acid transmembrane transporter activity; ATP hydrolysis activity
Source: RefSeq, a predicted model, not a curated record